Molecule: messenger RNA, 9636 nt
Organism: Bacillus rossius redtenbacheri
Lineage: Eukaryota; Metazoa; Arthropoda; Insecta; Phasmatodea; Bacillidae
Gene: Sara
Product: zinc finger FYVE domain-containing protein 9
Exons: 20
Coding region: 237-5399 (1720 amino acids)
Biological process (GO): endosomal transport
Cellular component (GO): early endosome membrane
Molecular function (GO): metal ion binding
Source: RefSeq, a predicted model, not a curated record
CUGAAUGGAGUAAUGUUCUACAAAUGUUGAGUAAUUUGUGAAAAUGAAGAUUAAGCGAUUAUAUUAAGUAUAACUUUGUUGUCAGCGUGCACUUGAAACAUCAUUACGAAAUUCUUAAUGUCUUUUUCUUUAAAUCGAUUGUUCUGAUAGUCUGAAGUAAUGAAAAACAUAAAUGACCUUUAAAUAUUUUGACAUUUACAUUUUAGGUUAGGCAACAGGUUGAAUUGCUGCUAAGCAUGGAGAAGUAUGCCGUAGAUUUGGACAAAGUCUUGGAUGAGCUCGAGUUCAACGAAGAUCGUGCAGAACAACUAGCUUCUGCUCUGAGCAAGAGGACUGCCAAUGGAACUGCACAUAUUGGCUAUGGUCCAGCUACUAGAAAAUCCUCAGCACCCAGCAUGCACUAUCGACGGCCUGCAUUCGAGCCAAUCAACCUGGCGGACGCCGACUUUGCAGCUGCCCCCCAGCCUUCGGCCAGCUACGUGGAGAGUUCCUACACCCCGCAAGGGUCCACCAACCGCGAAAACAGGCAUUCUGCUUCACACUGGAAGCAGAACGGUGUCUCAACACCUAACAUCGGCAGCAUGUUCUCCAGCCUGAACGAGUUUGUGGGCGACAACAAAAACGACUUGAAGAAUCAUUCUCCGUCUUUGUGGAUCCAGAACAACUUGGCAGAUGGCAAAAACACAAACAAAGGGAAAUCUGAGAAGCGGAAUGGUUCUUUGGAUGUUUUUAUUUCAAACAAGACUUUAAAUUCUGGGGGUCAUGUGUCCGAGUGUGAUACGACCGAUGGGCUGUAUUAUAACGAAAUAAGCAAGUCGGUUGAAACUAUUGGGAAAAGUGACAUAUCGGGUAAACAGGAUAUCAAAAUGAAGAGAAAUCUCAACACUGGAAUUCCUGAAAGUAGUAUGUAUGAAGAAUAUUUGUCGAAGAAUAGUAAGAGAAGUGAAACUGUCGGUGGGACACCCAGCAUUGUUCGUGGACUGUGCGAUACGAAUACAGAUGGACUUACGUGCCAAACUUCUGAAAGUAGUGUUAUGGGAAUAGAUAUUUCCUGUGAGGCUGAGGGUUUAGGAUGCAACAGUUCCAACCUGUGUAAAGAGCAGAGCAGUACGAAUUAUGUUAGGGUUAUCAAGAAUAAUAUUUCAGAAACUGAAGUAUCUGGGUUAAAGAAAAUACCGGAAGGAGGGCAUGGCACUGGGAUUAAACCAAAGGUCUCAAAUAUUGAAGGAAAAUUACCUGCCAACAACGCUGACAAAGAUGUUGGUACUAAGCUUUCUGUCAAUGAGGCUGACGUUUCCAUUUGUAACUCGCCAACCAGCAUGACCGUAACAAGAGAUGUUCCUGGAGAAAGUUCUGAAGCACAGAGUGUAGCGGCGGCCGUUCCGCCAGUGAUUGGUUUUACUUCGUUUUCGGACAUCAGUGACGAAGAGUUGCAGCAGUACUUGCAGGAACUAGAGGAGGAGGUUGGGAACGAGAUGGACAGUCUAGCUGCAGGCACCAUUGAAGUGCAGGAGUCUAUCACGGGUGACGGUUCUGCUCAUGCUGCAUUCGCUCCCGCUGCACAAAAAGUUCAAGGUGACAUUCCCGAAUCAGACGGAAGGAGAGAAGACGAACACGAAAGAAUCAUUACAUCGGAGGGUGUAAAUGUUUCUAAUACUGCAAAGAUAAAUGAUCAUGUACCUGAAGUUGAAAAGACCAGUGAUUCUUCUCAAGUUAUAAUAUCAGAUGUAAGCAUUAAGCCAGUGGAUACCGGUUCCCAACUGUCCGAACGUCCUGCAGCUGUUUCUGAUCCAUCUGUUGCGCUUCCUGUCUCUGUGCCACUUGAGGCUCCCGUAGCUUCACAGGAGUCCAUCACCAGCACUGCAUCCCAAAAUAGUGCCUCUACAUUGUCUCAAUCUGCAGUGACUGUCCCUUUGCCCAACACUACACCUAGUGCCUCUGGACUGCCUCAGUCUCAACCCGAAGUCUUGUUGCAAAACACUACACCUGCACCCAAUGUCAUGUUGCCCAAAACUACACCUGAAAUGCCUCAAUCUGUACCUGAUGUCCCUUUGCCCAACUCUACAUCAUUGGGCUUGCUUCCUGUUGAAAACUGUGAUGUGCCAGACAAGGACAUGAGCCAAAGAGAUGAGGGUGAGCAAGUUGUUUUGAGCUCCGAAGAUAAAAACCUCGUCCCUGCUGUGAACAGUGUGCUGGCCAAUGUUAGCUCCUCGAAACCUGCAUUGUCUGUUGUGGAUCCAGUGCUUGAAAAUGCUGGCAUAAGUGCUGAUCUCGCUCAGUGUGAGUCCUCAAACACGAAUGUUGCAGUCACAGAGGAGGGAUCAUCAGCUUCUUCCGGCACCACUCGUGUGCAGCCUAUCACCUCAACAGCACAGUCUUUUCAGGAUUCUGAGUUGCCUCCAUCGACAGUGAUGGAACCUCAGCAUUCUAGUGCGUACGCCAUUGGCGAGGUGCUGGCCGAUGCCAUCAGCUCAUCAUCUGAGACUGUUUCCGACGUUGCAUCCACUGGUGAGCGUUUAUCCUCGACAGAAAACUCAUUUCCCGCCACCAGCGACGUCACAGUUUCGGGACUUGAAGAGAAAUUGGUGCAGGACAGUUUACCAGGAAAUGAACACCCACCUUAUUCUGAUCCAGCCUCGAAGGAACAUUGUAGUUUGGGUGAGGUUGAGAGGACUUUGAACGAUGGUACAGCUCAGUUACUUCUGGAGGCAGCAGCUGCCUCACCUCCGAGUUAUCAGUCUGUCAUUGAUGCCAGCAACUUCGACAGUUUGGGGGACAGGAAUAAUGGUUUUUCGCAGGAGGUUAACCAAUUCCCAAGAUCUGAAGUGAACGUGUGUGCGGUGAAGACACCCGAGGAGGACAGUUCAAUCGAUGUUCUGGGAGAGGAAGAAAGACCAUCUCGACCACAUUUCUUGCACUUGCCCUCAAAAAUAAAUUUGGGUGAUCAGAACGUUGAUACAGCGUCUUUAGAAUCUCCACCAGCAAUGCUGACAUAUGGGCCGCCGGGCGAAACCCCUUCGGCCAACCCUCGUCUCUCGCUGUGCGACAACCCGGGCAGCGAAGGCACGGUGUCGUCUCCCGACUUGUCGGACACGUCCUCGGUGGAGCAGGCGCCCUCCGACUCUCCGUCGGACGCGGUGUCGCCAGGGGACCACGCCCUGGGCCGGCUGCCCCCGUACUGGGUCCCGGACGCGGACGCCCCCAGCUGCAUGCUGUGCGACCUCCGGUUCACUGUCAUCAAGCGCCGGCACCACUGCCGGGCGUGUGGCAAGGUUCUCUGUUCAAAGUGCUGCAACCUGAAGUCUCGCCUGGAAUAUCUCGACAAUGCAGAAGCCCGUGUGUGCCAGCCCUGCUUCGAAGUCCUGGCCAGAGCGAGCGCCGUGGAGCCGUGCGAGAGCGUGGCGGGGUCUCCCAGCUCGGCGCGGGAGGCCGGCGCCGCGCCGGGCCGACGCCCCAACCCCAACAACCCCAUGGAGUACUGCUCGACCGUGCCGCCCUUGGAGCAGGCGGCCGGCACCCUGCGCCAGCCGCCUCCCAGCGUGCUGGUGCCCGUGGGCGUCCUCAAGAGGGAGGGCAGUGCCCGGUCGAAGAGCGAUGUCGCCAAGCAGGUGAUGUUCAGCGACGGGAUCCGGCCCGGAGGGGACCUCACGGAGCUGGACGGGUCGUCGGAGCCCCGGAUGCCGUACAGGCGUCCCGGCAGGGUCCUCAAGCGGGUGGGCACGCCACCUGGACUUCCUGUAGGUGUGCCAAGUCAUCCCGCCCAGCUUAGGGUUCAGCCAAUCCUGGAUCCCAAGACAAACAGCUUCAUCUCAGAAAAAGGUUUGCCACCUGUCGUGACACUGCUGAAUGGUGAUGUGCAGUACGAAGAGGAUUUUGAAUCAAUGGAAAAUUUGAUGGCCGUAAUAAAGUCUGAAACUGAGCUACCUGUUGUGUUUGCCAUCAACCGUAACUUCUUUGUGCAGGUCAAAAUACUGAACUUGGACUGCUGCGUGAACCGCACCUGCUGGUGCUUCAGCACCCUGGGGCUCCGCUGCGUGGGGCAGGACGAGGUGCUGGUGAUCCUGGAGUGCCAGCCCGGGGAAGCGGCGGUUCCCCGCGACGUCUUCCUGCACCUCAACGGCCUGUACCAGGAGGCCUCUCGAGGGGUGACCGUCGGGGAGUUGGGGUACACGGUGGUCCAGAGGUCCAACUUCCUGGGGUCCCUGGACCACGGCGGCUUCAUCUACGUGAGGCCGUCCUUCCAGUGCUUGCACAAGCUGGUGCUGCCCCCUGCGCCGUACCUGGUCGCCGUUCUCAUACACAGGUGGGAGACUCCGUGGGCACGGCUCUUCCCCAUCAGGCUGAUGCUGCGCCUGGGCGCGGAGUUCCGCUACUACCCUUGCUUGCUGGUGUCCAUACGGCAGAGGAAGCCCGUCUACUGCGAGAUUGGGCACACCAUCAUGAACCUUCUUGCCGACUUCCGCAACUUGAGUUACACCCUUCCUUCCGUACGAGGGCUGGUUAUCCACAUGGAGGAUCGUCAGACCUCGAUUCUUCUUCCAAAGAACAGAUAUGACCAGGUGAUGCGUGCGCUGAACAACUCGAACGACCACGUCCUCGCCUUCGCUGCGAACUUCAGCCAGCAGGCGGACUCCCACCUGGUGUGCAUCCAGGGGACGGAGGACGAGAGCUACCACACCCAGGCCAUCAACAUCCACACCAAGCCGCGCAAAGUGACGGGGGCCAGCUUCGUGGUCUUCAACGGAGCGCUGAAAUCGUCCCUGAACUUGACGGCCAAGUCCAGCAUAGUGGAGGAUGGGCUUAUGGUCCAGAUCACAGCAGAUGACAUGGUGGCCCUGAGGACAGCGCUGCGGAAUAUGACGGACUACACGAUAGGCUGUGGGCCGUCCGGAGCGCCGGCCCCAGAUGAACUGGUGCUCGUCAAGUGGGUGGCUGACGACAAGAACUUCAACGUUGGGGUGCGGAGCAGCAUUGACGGCAAGUGCUUGGACGGAGUGCCUUCCAUACGAGUGCACAACGGGACGGACUACGUGGGCUCGUCCCGGUUCAUUCGCUGGACCGAGGUGUUCAUCAUACAGUCGGAGGACGGCUCCGGGCAUAGCGGGGACCCGCUGGACAUCAGCCGGCUGUCGGAGUCGAUAGCGCAGGCGACCUGCCUGGCGCUGGUCCCGAUGCUCGACUCGCUGGCCCAGGCGGGACUCACCAUGCUGGCAGUCCGCGCCAACAUCCACCCGGACAGCGUGGGCUACGAGGCGGGCAGUGGCGGGGAGACGCUGGCGCCCGUCUACAUGAACAGCCUGGACAACGAGCUGGUGCCCGUGCUGCACAAGGCCGUGUCGUCCGCUUCCGACAGUCCCCCGGCCGUACUGGAGCUCGUGUUCCACGUCAUGCUGCAGUAGCGCCCCUCGCUCGGGGAGCCACGACCUGCGACCAGCCCUCGGGGGGGCGCCUGCCUAGCUGGCACGUGAGCCGCACCGCUCAAAACCCCGACAAUUCCCUCCCUGGAUACCUGCCCCUGACGUGCCAGCAGGCACCAGUUGCGCCGUCACAAAUGGCACUUCGGAAAUUACUAUCCGAGAUUAGUUCUGGCAAACAUUUCCAAAUUCCCGUACGCGUCGAGAAAAGCGCAUGCUUGUAGCUUCAACUAAUUCCUCUUCAGAAAUAGUCUGCCGUAUUCCUCGUGCUCUCUUACAUUUACGUUGUGGCUUUGAGAAGGAAAGUUUGAUUCGCUGGCGCCUCACGCAUCGGGGACGCUUAGUGUGUGCGCUGGUUGUUUCUAGUUGCGCGGUAACCUGUAGUUUUUUCCCGCUUGUUUCGAUGAAAUAAGUAGUACGUUUAAGUGUUAACAAUGAAUUGCGCUAAAUUUUCUGAAGUAAUGGAAAAGAAUAUUGAUAGUUAUUUAGGAUGGUGUUUGUUACAAUUAUAUACCUUUCUUGAAAGUUGGAAUCUCUGCUACUGACUUCUCACUUCUCCGAAGAAACCGUUUUCAUUAAUCAUUGGUGAUCCUAUGCACUGCAUUUUUUUUUUUAGCCAUUUCUUGAAACCUUCACUGAUUAUUAUAGGAAUAAUGUCGUGCACAGUGUGUGCUAAAGACUUUCAACUAAAUAUUUUAGAGUCGACGUUCAAACCGCGUAGAUGCAUGUAGCAUGUGGAAAAUACUGCAUAAGAGCUUAGUGCCUUGCGUGUAGAAGAAAUCAGUGGAGAUUUGUGAAUUUCAUGAACAAGUUUCUCGUAGUAUUGCUAUACUUCAUUACAUGCAACUGUGAAUUGGGAAUUUACAGCUGAAAUUAAAUUUUCGAAGCGAAUCACAAAUUGUUCAUAAACUUCAUGUUUUAGAUUAAAUUUUUGGUUAUUUAGUAACAAACUUUAAUCAGUUAUAAUGUAUGUGUCGUUUUUAAUGGUGUUGACAUGCAUGGUGUCCAGUGUCGCAACCAACUCUAAAGGUGGGUAGUUUAAACGCAAUAAAAAAGGUACUGGCCAAAUAUAGAUGCACAUCACCACACAUUCUGCUACUCCCUUUCUGCUGAACUUCGUUCCACGUCUAGUGUUGGCUGACAGUUUAGCAAUCAUGUUUUACUACUUAAAGGUUAAAGACGUCUUGACAGUAGAUGAAACUUCCUCCUAUUUCCAGAUCAUAUUUAUUCCUCCCUAUAAUUUUUUUUUUUUUUUUUUUUUUAAUCUAGUCAUAUUCCUACUAUGUUUUUCAUUUUUGAGUGUGGAUAUCAAUCAACCUGAUCAUCUUCAGACAAGUAUUUUUUUUUAUUAUUAUUCUUUAUUUUCAUCACUUGCAGAACUUCACAUGCAAGCUGUUUUGUUUGGCUGGAUAUUUUCUUUACAAAAAAAAAUGUGUACCUGGUGGAUUGUUUGAAUGUUGUGUUUGAAUCAGACUACCACUUGGCAAGUCAAACUACUUUUCCUGUUGGUUGUUGGCAUGGAGUCAUCCAUGCCUAGUCAAAACAACACAUGAUCCGACUACAAGGAUAGGCCAGGUAGGCCACAAAUAUUUUACUAACAAGUGGAAUGCUGUAUUUUUGGACGUAGAGGAAUAUGACGACAAUGCGCAUGCCGGUAUCGUGAAUGGUUCAAUGCUUCGAAAGCUAAAAGCAGUCCCAGGUAGGCAGGCUCUCUAAGAAUGGUUGGUCAAAUAUGUGUAUUUACCAUAAUGUUAAUGUUUUAAAAAUUUAUUUACCCACAUUGUAACAUCAUGUACCGUAACAUAGCUCUUGAGCAAUCAAUAACCAAUAACAAAUGGAUGUAGAAUACCCAUUUGUAACGUUCACUUGUGAAAGCCUGAUGCAGAUACUCUCAACCAACAUUAAAGUGUUUCCGUUGCGGAAUUGUUUAUUUAUUCCGCCCACUAGUUGCGCAGUUAAGAAAGUAGCUGAUGUAAAGUUUUUAUACAUAGUAUGUAUUUGAUGUUUAUUUGCAAUUUUAACUUGGCUUAUGCAGAUACCGGCCGUGAAUGUUACUUUCUUUUACUUUCACUGUGGUAUCUGCUAGUUAUAAUGCCAGCAAAAAUGAUUAUGCUUUCCAUGUAUUAUACCUGUUAUUUUUACUGUGUCAGUUCAUUUGUUGGCUAUGUUUUGAAAUUUGAAGGUUUGUAUGAGUGUGUCUUUUAUAUUUGUGAUAUGUCAAGCAGUGAUGAUGAUUACACCCGGCUAGUUUUUAACAUUUGUUCAUUGUUUUGCUUUGAAUUUUCUGUUUCGACUUUGUUUGAAAAUGCGAAGAUGAAAUGCAAAUCUUCACUGUAGCAGCAAACAUUUGUUACAGAAAGUCCGUCCGAGGUUGUUUAAUUUCUAAUCUAUUUUCCUAUUUGUAUUGUGGAACACUUUGUUUUUAUAAUGUCCUUCUAUGUAUCACAUAUUAAGUUUAAAUAUUUUGGUUCAAUGAUUUUAGAAUCCAUCUGUAAUUGAGUACUUGUACAAAAACAAUGAUAGUUAAACUUGUAUCGAUUGUGCCCUAAUUAAAUGAUUUUCUGUGUCCACUGGAUUUUAAGUUUUGCUAAAAUUAAUUUAUAAAUAAAUACAUAUGCUUAUUUUUUUUUCCAUUGCUUCUUUUUUUGUAUCAUUUAUCAGGCUCACUUAUUUUAAACUUUCUUUAAGUCAUAGAAAUUAACUCAAAUCCAUUGUUUGAUGAUAUAAAUAGACAACCAUUUCUCAAAUUAAUAUUGAUUCCUAAUUUUUUUGCUCAAUAUUAUUUCAUUUUGAAUAUAAAAGUUUGAAAACAUUCCGAGAAAGGUUAGUUAGUAUUUAUAAAAUGUCUUGUAAGAUGCUUCAUUCCCCUUUAAUUAAAAAUUUAUGGAGGAUUAAGCACAGCAAUUCAUGGUAUUUGUUCAAUUUUUUUUCCGAUCAUGACAAAACAGGUUUUUACCCUUGUGUUUGGUAGGUCACUGCAUCUUCUUUAGGUUGACCUUACUUCCUCGGAUUGUCCCACAUUUCUUCGGUCGUCCCGUCUCAUGUCAUUCCGCUUUCCAUGUCGUCUCAUUUGUAUUAGUCCUGCCUUCCGUAGGUCGCCAGAUUUCCGAACCCCUUUGGGUGCUCCCCUCCGCCUUCAUUUGAUCGCCACUUAAACAUGCAUUAAGUUUAUCUGUUGGUACCUUGAAAACCAUUGGAUAGAAGUUACUCGGUAAUUCAUUUUCAAGGGUUUAUUGUGUAGGACAUUUGGUAUGUGUAUUGUUUCUAUGUUAUAAGUAAGAACACAGAAGGUCAUUUUACUUUGGGCAGUUGUGUUAACAUGUGAAGAAAUAACUUGUGAGGAAACUUAUUUUUCUGAGGCUCAAAAUCAGCAAUGUGCGUGUGUGUGUGUGUGUGUGUUGUUGUUGUUUUUUUUUUUUUUUUUUUUUUUUUUUUUUUUUUUUUUUUUUUUUUUUUUUUUUUUUUUUUUUUUUUUUUUUUUUUUUUUUUUUUUUUUGAGGUGAUUUUACUGAGUAAUCCACUGACGAUAUUUUUGAAAGGACUGAUAAUGUAAUGUAGUUAUUAUAGCCGUAAGUGUUUGCCUUAAUAAUGCUGUCUCCUAUUUGUACAUAUAUCCUUGUAUUUGUAGUUAUAUUUGUUAAUCUACCAUUUGUAAAUAAAUAUAUAUAUCUGAAUAUCGGUAAAAUGAAAUAACAAUGUGACUAAUAGGUUUGUAUUUUACAGAAAGAACUGCUAACAUGAUACCAAACAGAAUGUAGAUAGUCAAGUGUGGAGUGGCCACAAACAUUGUUGCAUUAAGAACAUUGUUAAAUAACUUUGCGUGUAGCAUUUUUCAGUGAUUGCAUGAAUUUUCAAAACUUUGAACACAAUAAAUGGAGAGUAAAAGUGUGCAUAUUGCAUACGUCUGUACAGAGGUGCCCUCGAGUGUAUAUACACAUUACGUAUCUGACGUAAGCCGACGUAAUGACUUGCUGAAUAAGUGUUUUUGUUCUCUGAGUGUUUGUGUGAUGAUGACCGUGAAAUGAGGGGAUGUGAAGGAGUAUUGAAGUGUGUACAUCAUGAGAACACAUUUCAAGGCAAGUAACUGAAUGUUCCACUCAAUAUCUUUUAGACAUUCAAACAAAAGUGCUGCAGUUAUGCUGUUGAAGAUGGAAGAAAACAUUUUGUAUCAUAUUUAAUGCACAACUUGUAUAUCGGAAAUAAAAUGUAUUUACAUGUGUUA